Messenger RNA from Merops nubicus (carmine bee-eater), 2347 nucleotides. It is a transcript of the gene LARP4B, whose product is annotated as La ribonucleoprotein domain family, member 4B. Gene Ontology annotation, biological process: positive regulation of translation. The record is from RefSeq and is a predicted model, not a curated record. The coding region runs from base 52 to 2232 and encodes 726 amino acids. Gene Ontology annotation, molecular function: mRNA 3'-UTR binding. Gene Ontology annotation, cellular component: cytoplasmic stress granule; cytosol. The transcript is spliced from 16 exons. Lineage: Eukaryota; Metazoa; Chordata; Aves; Coraciiformes; Meropidae.
ACAAAGGUGACCAGUAAAGUUCUCUGCGAGCAGCCAAAAAGCAGACAGCUCAUGACUUCUGAUCAGGACACUAAAGUUGUGGCUGAAACGCAGGUGCAGCAAGUACAAGAAGUGAAAGACGGUUCUCAUCUAGAGUCAGCCAAGGUUUCUGAGUUAAAUCCUAAUGCAAAGGUGUGGGGAAAUCAUAUGUUACACUUGGAAGCAAGUGGUGCCACUGAUGGUAGCGUGAGCAAAACGUGGGAAGAAAUACCUGAUCAACCUCCAGAUUCUUGUAAAGAAGGACUGGAUGCCAAUGGUGAUGGUGACAAAAAACAUCAGAAUGCAGUGCUGACAGAGCUGCAGGAGCCAUCACCUCCUGUUUCGGUGUCAGACCAGAUGGGUAUGAACCCUCUGGCUCUUGAUCAUUCUGAGUAUGAGUCUAUGCAUGAAACCACCCAGACAGGUGGAAAUGAACAGUUGCAGCCAGAAGGUCAGGAAGAUUUACGAGAAUUACUGAAAAAAACACUGGAAUUCUGUUUAUCUAGAGAAAAUCUUGCCAGUGACAUGUACCUUAUAUCACAGAUGGACAGUGAUCAGUAUGUGCCAAUAAUGACAGUAGCAAACCUUGAUCAUGUCAAGAAACUCAGUACUGAUAUGGAUUUGAUUGUUGAAGUGCUGAGAUCGUUGCCUUUAGUCCAAGUGGAUGAGAAGGGAGAAAAAGUUAGGCCAAAUCAGAAUCGCUGUAUUGUGAUUUUACGUGAAGUACCUGAAUCUACCCCCAUUGAAGAGGUUGAAGCACUUUUCAAAGGAGAUAAUUUGCCUAAGUUUAUCAACUGUGAGUUUGCCUAUAAUGACAAUUGGUUCAUCACGUUUGAAUCAGAAGCCGAUGCCCAGCAGGCUUACAGAUACCUUAGAGAAGAAGUGAAAACUUUCCAAGGAAAACCAAUUAAGGCAAGGAUAAAAGCAAAGGCAAUAGCUAUAAACACAUUUUUGCCAAAGAAUGGAUAUAGACCUCUGGAUAUGAACCUCUACACGCAGCAGCGUUACACAACAUCCUUUUACUUACCUCCAGUAUACAGUCCCCAUCAGCAGUUUCCACUGUACAGCUUAAUUGGCCCACAGACCUGGUCAGCCACGCACAGCUACCUUGACCCUUCAUUGGUAACACCAUUUCCAAAUACUGGAUUUAUCAAUGGGUUCACCUCUCCAACCUUCAAGCCUGCUGCUUCUCCGUUGACUACACUCAGACAGUAUCCUCCCAGGAACAGGAAUCCUAGCAAGUCUCAUAUACGACAUACAGUACCCAGUGCAGAAAGGGGACCUGGGCUUCUAGACAGUCCCACAAUAUUCAACUUUUCUGCUGAUGGUUUAAUCAAUGGCGUCAGGAGCCCGCAGACGCGGCAGCCGGGGCAGGGCCGGACGCGGGUGCAGAGCGCGGCCACCAGCUACACCAAGAGGGACGCAGGAACGGGGCGGGUGGAGCAGACCAGCGUGGACUCCUCGCCUGGAUUAGGGAGAGGAAGGAAAAACUCAUAUGGCUACCGAAAGAAAAGGGAGGACAAGUUUACAAGAGGCCAAACACAGUCUCCACCACCCCCAAAACCUCCAUCUCCUAGCUUUGAACUGGGUUUAUCUAGCUUUCCUCCAUUACCUGGGGCUGCUGGCAACCUAAAGACCGAAGACCUUUUUGAAAACAGACUGUCCAGUGUGGUAAUAGGAACAUCAAAAGAAAGAAACAUUAAUGUGGAUGCAAGUACAAACACUAUUCCAUCAGGAAUUCCUCGAGAGCCGUUGUUGCCAGUUUCUUCUACGCUGCCCAGGACAUUUGAAAGGUCUCCUUCGCCAUCCCAGUCUUCUGAGGACUCCAAGGUUGCGGACAAACAGCAGAGAGAGACACAGAGUGCAGAAAGGCUUUCUUCUUCCACACUCAGUACUGCAUGUAAAUCGGUACAAGUCAAUGGGGCUGCCAUAGAACUGCGAAAACCUAGUUAUGCAGAAAUCUGCCAGAGAACAACUAAGGAUCCUCCUACAUUGCAACCCCAGAAAGAACAGAAGCCAAACACUGUAGCAUGUGGGAAAGAAGAAAGAAAGCCCACAGAAACAAUAGAGAAAAACAGAGAACCUCCUCCUGCAAAGUCACAUCCUGGACAACCCAAAGACCAGAGGAGACAGUCGGGACGCAGAUCGUCCCCUCCAGCCGUUGGCAAACGCUUAAAUAAAGAACAGAAUACCCCUCCAAAAUCUCCUCAGUGAAACUAACGCCUGGGAGGGAUUUGGAAAGAGGUCUGCUUCCCACAAACUAAACCCAUGUUCCCACUAAGAUACCUGAGAAUGAGUUGCUGGUUAGGAGCUUGCAGUGAUACUAGGC